Molecule: messenger RNA, 447 nt
Organism: Debaryomyces tyrocola
Lineage: Eukaryota; Fungi; Ascomycota; Pichiomycetes; Serinales; Debaryomycetaceae
Source: the annotation of a GenBank genome assembly
AUGAGGAAAGCCAUUUUAGAACACCUGGGUCAGAUAUGUGUAGUAUGUACGGGUACUUUGACAAACAUGGCUAUUUUAAUAAAAACUUACCCAGAAUUGAAAUCAAAAAUUCGCUUCAUUUCUAUCAUGGGUAGUGGAAUAAAUAUUGGAAACUCAACGAAAUAUGCAGAAUUUAACAUUAAGUGUGACCCACAUGCAGCAAAGGAGGUGUUGACUGAUAAAGAUUUAAGCGGUAAGACAAUAUUGGCUCCAUUAAAUAUUACCCACACGGCAAUUGCAACUAAAGCUGUUAUAAAUGAAAUAUCCGGAGGGGUUGACGAAAUGAAACGCUCGCCCCUUAGAAAGCUAUUUUACGACACCAUAAUGUUUUUUGUUGACACAUAUAAUAAGUUACCAACGCUAAGGACCCCAGCAUUAGGGGGAUUGGGUAUGAUUUGUCGUAGUUAG